AGGAAUCAAAUCGCUGGACGCGCGAACCAUCACAGUUCUGGAUAUUUCAUCCGCUUUAUCGAAAACAAACGGCUAACUCUUGAGGGAAAUUAGUACAUAGAGAGGAAAACUAAAAGGAUCAAGCAUCGCUGGUGUGUUUAGAGCCGUUCGGCGUUCUUAAAAGACGAAUCCAAAGCUACGUGUAAAGGCACCACGCUGGAACCUAAACUGGCGAAAGUCCACACUCUCGGCAGUUUAAUGCUCUCGCUAAUUCAAUCGCAAUUUCGACAACUUAGGACUUAUAUGACUUUUGAACACUUGCUAACAAGGACUAGGACUUGAAGCUGAAAGUUUUUGAGGCGUUGAGAAUGUACGCAGCGAGGAAUUGUGCGAGAUUGUUUAAAAGGCAGCAAUUGUUGGUUUCCGGAAACUUUACGUUUCAAAGAUGGCAGCAAACCGCGGCUUUGGUCGCUCAGGAGCCGUUUUUGAACGGCAGCAGUGGCAAUUAUGUGGAAGAGAUGUACCUAUCUUGGAAAGAAGACCCAAAGAGUGUUCAUCGGUCUUGGGAUGCUUAUUUCCGCCAAGUUCAGAAUGGGAUGCCUCCAGGACAGGCCUACCAACCACCACCCAUUCUGGGACAGAUGGCUGGCAUGGUAGCAACAAGACAAACUGUUCCAAGUGCUGUGGACCAAUCCACUAUCAACAGUCUUGUGUCAGAUCACUUGGCAGUGUACUCUUUGAUUCGUUGUUACCAGAUCAGGGGUCAUAACAAAGCCCAGUUAGACCCUCUUGGUAUCCUGCAGGCUGACCUCUCAGAUUCCAUUCCUGCUGAUCUUUCUCUUGAAUACUGGGGACUUGGAGAGGCUGAUCUAGAUAAAGUUUUCCAGCUUCCUAACACAACGUAUAUUGGUGGCAACACUGAUGUUUUGACUUUAAGAGAAAUAGUCAGCAGGCUUGAGAGUUCAUAUUGUGGACACAUUGGGCUGGAUUAUAUGUUCAUUCCAGAAAAAUCUAAAUGUGACUGGAUUAGGAAGAGGUUUGAGAGUCCAGGAAUCGUAACAUUAGAUGUGGAGGACAAAAAGACUUGUUUAAGGAGGCUCAUUCGUUCAACUGGGUUUGAGGCUUUUCUAGCCAAGAAGUGGUCGUCAGAGAAACGUUUUGGCGUCGAAGGUUGUGAAGUUCUGGUUCCAGCAAUGAAGACAAUCAUUGACAAGUCAAGCGAGCUUGGCGUUGAGAGCAUCAUCAUGGGAAUGCCACACAGGGGCAGGCUAAAUGUUCUGGCCAAUGUUUGCCGCAAAUCUCUGGAGCAGAUCUUUACUCAGUUUGAUCCAACGCUCGAAGCUUCUGAUGAAGGGUCAGGAGAUGUAAAAUAUCAUCUUGGGAUGUCACAUGAACGCCUCAACAGAGCAACUAACAAAAUCAUCCGCUUGGCUGUGGUCGCAAAUCCAUCUCAUUUGGAAGCUGUUGAUCCUGUGGUUGAGGGAAAGACCAGAUCAGAGCAAUUUUACAGAGGAGACACACAAGGGAAAAAGGUACAAUUGCUAAUAAUCUGUGUUGUCCAGGUUGUGGAUGCCCCAAUAUUCCAUGUGAAUGCUGAUGACCCUGAAGCUGUCCUGCACGUCUGUAAGGUUGCGGCGGAAUGGAGAGCAGAGUUUGGCAAAGAUGUUGUUAUUGAUUUGGUGUGUUACCGUCGCCAUGGUCACAAUGAAGGUGACAACCCAAUGUUCACUCAACCUAUCAUGUACAAGAAUAUUGCCAAAAAGAAUAACAUCUUGGAUUUGUAUUCAAAGAAACUGAUACAGGAGGGUGUGGUCACUGAGGAGUGGGUGCAGGAAGAGAAAGUAAAUUAUGAGAAGAUCUGUGAACAGGCUCUUGUUGAUGCAAAGUCAGAAAAGCGGGUGUUACUUAACAGGGAUUGGCUCGAUUCCCCAUGGAAAGGGUUCUUCAAGAAAGGCUAUAAACCUUCUCUACCUGUAAGACCAACAGGAGUUUCUCUUGACUCGCUGAAGCACAUUGGAAAUGUAUUUAGUACUGCCCCGGGUGGAGACUUCAAGGUUCAUGGAGGACUCCGUCGAAUCCUGAAGGCUCGCCAUGAGUUGCUGGAGAAGGGCUAUGUGGACUGGGCAGUGGGUGAGGCUCUGGCGUUUGGCUCUCUUCUCAUGGAGGGUGUGCAUGUUAGACUCAGUGGACAGGAUGUGGAAAGAGGAACAUUCAGUCAUCGUCAUCAUAUUCUCCAUCACCAAGACAAAGAUAAAGUGACGUACUGUCCACUGAAUGACCUCAGUGCUGAUCAAGCUGUCUACACUGUUGUCAAUAGCUCCUUAUCAGAAUAUGCUGUGCUAGGUUUUGAGUUGGGAUUUAGCAUGACAAAUCCUUUCGCACUUGUCUGUUGGGAAGCUCAGUUUGGAGACUUCAACAACACUGCCCAGUGUAUUAUUGACCAGUUCAUAAGCAGCGGACAAGACAAGUGGGUCAGACAAAGUGCUCUUACCAUGUUGUUACCGCAUGGCUAUGAAGGAAUGGGACCUGAACAUUCCAGUGCCAGACCAGANAGUGUAUAA
Molecule: messenger RNA, 2540 nt
Organism: Orbicella faveolata
Lineage: Eukaryota; Metazoa; Cnidaria; Anthozoa; Scleractinia; Merulinidae
Product: 2-oxoglutarate dehydrogenase complex component E1-like
Biological process (GO): tricarboxylic acid cycle
Cellular component (GO): oxoglutarate dehydrogenase complex; mitochondrion
Molecular function (GO): thiamine pyrophosphate binding; oxoglutarate dehydrogenase (succinyl-transferring) activity
Source: RefSeq, a predicted model, not a curated record